Messenger RNA from Daldinia vernicosa, 1951 nucleotides. RefSeq lists its product as uncharacterized. Gene Ontology annotation, molecular function: GTPase activity. Bases 315 to 1370 code for a protein of 351 amino acids. The record is from RefSeq and is a predicted model, not a curated record. Gene Ontology annotation, cellular component: cytoplasm. The transcript has 5 exons. NCBI's taxonomy places the organism in Eukaryota, Fungi, Ascomycota, Sordariomycetes, Xylariales, Hypoxylaceae.
AUAACCAAUUGAGAAAUCGGCAAAGUAAAUAUCAAUACGUUAGGACUUUACAGGGGUACGAAUUACCCCAGUGAUAAGACAUGCUUGGUUCCACUUUACCGUUAUCCACUUUAUCUUUACCCACUUUAAUUUUCCCCGAAGCUCGUCGAAGUGGGAUGGAGGAUGGAGGGGCAAUUGUAGCUUCCCUUUUACCAACUUCAGCCUGCAUUCCGCAUUCCCGUCGCCCAUUUCUUCACCCUCCUACAACUCUCCUAUAAAAACUCCUCAGCUUCCUCAGCUUUGUAAUACUACGCUUUUGCACAAAAAAGCACAAUAUGCCCUUCGGACAACUUGUCUUAGGGAGUCCAGGCUCGGGAAAGAGCACUUAUUGCGAUGGCAUGCACCAGUACAUGAGCGCGAUAGGGCGCGAAUGUUCUGUGGUGAACUUAGAUCCUGCCAACGACCACACGAACUAUCCUUGUGCCUUAGACAUUCGCGAUUUCAUUACCCUCGAAGAGAUCAUGAAAGAUGACCAGCUUGGACCAAACGGCGGUAUACUAUACGCGUUUGAAGAGCUUGAGAACAACAUGGAAUGGCUUGAGAAUGGACUAAAGGAGUUGGGAGAGUCGUAUAUUCUUUUUGACUGUCCCGGCCAGGUUGAGCUAUAUACGCAUCAUAACUCGCUCCGGAAUAUCUUCUUUAAGCUCCAAAAGUUGGGCUACCGGCUUGUCGCCGUCCAUCUUUCCGAUAGCUUCUGUCUUACUCAGCCUUCCCUUUACAUAUCCAACCUACUACUAACCCUUCGCGCCAUGCUUCAGAUGGACCUUCCUCACAUAAACGUUCUUACCAAGAUCGAUAAAGUCUCGUCCUACGACCCGCUGCCCUUUAACCUCGAUUACUACACUGAAGUACAAGACCUCUCGUACCUUAUGACGGUCCUUGAAGAGGAAUCACCUGCAAUGCGCAGUGAUAAGUUCCGUAGACUAAACGAAGCUGUCGCCAACCUAGUGGAGAGCUUUGCUCUGGUUCGUUUCGAAGUUCUUGCUGUUGAAAAUAAGAAGAGCAUGACGCAUCUUUUGCGGGUUAUCGAUAGAGCGAGUGGUUAUGUUUUCGGCGGCGCGGAGGGCGCGAAUGACUCCAUCUGGCAGGUUGCAAUGCGCAACGAAGGGUCGAUGAUGGAAGUCCAGGACAUCCAAGAGAGAUGGAUUGACGCGAAAGAUGCAUAUGAUGCAGCGGAGGAUAAGGAAUGGGAAGAGCAGCGCAGAAGAAUGGAGGGCGAUACGGGAACUACCACACCAGACCUGAUCCCCGAUGACGACGAUGACGAAUUCGACGGAAUGCCGCCACCAACAGGUGAUAGCGGGAUUAAGGUAGUUCGCAAAAAGCAGUGAUUCCCUCAACCGUCACUUAAUUCCCCCAUCUCUACGUCGCUACCAUCGUCUCCAACGUCUACCUUUUCUUUGUGGUCGUUCUCCGCCGCAAAAAUGAGAUUUCGAGCGCGGCGGAUAGCUUCUUCCUCCGCUUUACGCAUAGUACCACUUACGUGGACAACACGGAAGAUGCAUGGCUUCCCAUUCUUAACCGGAACACUGCUCAUGAAGGUGAGAGCGGCCCAGACGAGGCGAUAUGAUGAUCGCGAAAUACGCAAAAUAAAGUUUCCGCCUUCGACAAGUCCCGAACCGUAGUCCCCAAACAAACUGGCAACCUCGGCGCGUAUGCCCCUGAGGAGACCUGCGGGGUUGAGUUGGUCGGUCGUAGGCUGGUUGAUAACUACAACAUCAGGGAGAUCCGAGCGACUACCAAGUUCAUUCGGGUAGAGGAUCUUCACUAGGAGGUAACGCUCCUUGAUUCGGACCAUUUUUUCUUAAGAAGCCAUCCACUUUCGGGACUCUCGGAAUUACCUGGUGUUAAAGGAGCACAAGUACAGUCAGGAUACGCUCUAACACGUGAUAAUCGCGUGCGCGGAAAAGAU